Periophthalmus magnuspinnatus is the source of this 2603-nucleotide messenger RNA. RefSeq names its product ELOVL fatty acid elongase 7a (gene elovl7a). The transcript has 8 exons. The coding region runs from base 140 to 1072 and encodes 310 amino acids. The record is from RefSeq and is a predicted model, not a curated record. Gene Ontology annotation, molecular function: fatty acid elongase activity. Gene Ontology annotation, biological process: sphingolipid biosynthetic process; fatty acid elongation, saturated fatty acid; fatty acid elongation, polyunsaturated fatty acid. Gene Ontology annotation, cellular component: endoplasmic reticulum; endoplasmic reticulum membrane. Lineage: Eukaryota; Metazoa; Chordata; Actinopteri; Gobiiformes; Gobiidae.
CGCAGUGAGGAGAGCACACCUGAAUCAGCGGAGCAGGUGAUUUUUUUUAUUUUUUUAACAGGGGGCUUGUACUUGGAGACGCGCUUUAAGUGGAGGAAUAUUGUUUUUGGAAGCGAAGGACACAGCUAAAGGUCACAAAAUGGAGUUCAGUAACAUGAAGUCAACGGUUGCCCUCGUUUACGAUCGGUUCAUACAAAAUGCAGAUGUCAGGACUGAAGACUGGCUCCUUAUGUCCUCCCCUGUCCCCCAAAGCAUCAUCAUCCUCGCAUACAUUUACUUUGUGAUGUCUCUGGGCCCACGGCUCAUGGAGAACCGUAAGGCUUUCGACCUGAAGAACGUCCUGAUCGUGUAUAACUUUGGAGUCGUUGGGCUCUCGCUGUACAUGUGUUAUGAGUUUGUAAUGUCAGGAUGGGGUACGGGAUACUCAUUUCGCUGUGAUUUGGUUGACUACUCCGAUUCGCCACAGGCUAUGAGGAUGGCGGCAACAUGCUGGCUCUACUAUUUCUCAAAGUUUAUUGAAAUGUUGGACACGAUCUUCUUUGUGCUGAGGAAGAAAAACAGCCAGGUGACAUUUCUCCAUGUUUAUCAUCACUCCAUCAUGCCCUUCACCUGGUGGUUCGGAGUCCGCUUUGCUCCAGGUGGUCUGGGGACGUUCCACGCGCUCCUCAACAGCGUCGUUCAUGUCAUUAUGUACACAUACUACGGGCUGAGCGCCAUGGGCCCACAAUACCAGAAAUACCUGUGGUGGAAGAAGCACCUCACCACCAUCCAACUGAUCCAGUUUGUGAUGGUCACCACCCACAUCUGCCAGUAUUUCUUCAUGAAGGACUGCCCAUACCAGUUCCCCAUCUUUAUCUACAUCAUUGGCUUGUAUGGCAUGAUUUUCUUGUUCCUCUUCCUCAACUUCUACUACCAUGCCUAUACCAAAGGAAAACGUCUCCCCAAAGUGCUGCAAGCACAGACAUGGGCACACCACACCAACGGGAUCAUGAGCGGGACCGCCAGCGCAGAUGGCAACGGGCAUGCCGACGGGCACUCUAAUGGGAAUGUCUUCCACCACAAAGACGCAUAAGAGCAGAGGGCGUCAAUGCGACUGACUAGCCCUGAACCAAAGACAUUGUUUACAUGUUUAAGCAUCACCUGCCUACAACAAGGGACUGAUUUUAUAUUUAUUUACAACUCCAACUCAUAAGGAUGGGGUGAGAUCACAGGCCACAAGAUUGUGCACAUGUUUAUAAUCACACGUGGAUUGGGCAAAAGGUGAGUGCUACAAUGAUACUAAACUAAAAAUGGUGAAGUUUAUUCAUAAUCUCGCCUUUGGUCUCGGCCCAUCCUAAACCUACCAACUUGUAUAAAGAUUUCAACUAUUAGUAUUCCUAAGUGUCAGCAAUCAACUUUCACACCAUUUAAGCACAUUUUUAAGUUAAAAUGGCCUUUACAUUAUUGUAUAACUUAAAGCCUCGAGUGAUAAUUUUUACCGUUUUGAACAGUUUUUAGUGACUUUGGUUAACUUGUGCACUUAACACUAUAAUAUAACCAGGCCAAAAUUGACAUGAAUAUCUCAUAUGAUUGAUUUGGCCUGGCUCGGGUGUGAAAUGUUAAAUGUAGCUCGUGACACUAGUUCUAUGAGGCUGCAAUGGUUCAUGUGGAGGGCUGUGUUGCCGGUUCUUGUAGGAUCCAAAGUGGAGCUUGUAACUACUUCCUGUACAGAAUAACAGGUUUUUGACACUUAGAAAUGAAUGUUCUUGACUCAAACUCACAGACUACUCCCUCUCUGGCUCAGGGUGCUACUUUUUGUGAAUCUGGUCUGAAUCUUUGGUUUGGACCAAGUCAGUGGGGUAGUUUAUGAUCUCGUUAUAAUGAUCUUGAUGUAAAGUGACAUAACAUUCUGCUCCUUUGGUGACUGAGGACCCUUGCCUUAGUUUAGACAAAAGAUUUAACCUUUUUUUUUUUUCCCAACCAACAUAAACACUGGCCUCAUGUUGGUUAGUUUUUUCAUGUUAAUCUUGUUAUUGCUGUGUAUAUUGUUUUUUUUUUAAAUUUGUAUUUAUGAAAAUAAAAUGUUUGUAUUCUUACUCCUGAUCUCCCUACAUGUUUUUGUCAAUAAGGCACCCUCUUUGCCUGUUUUUGUUUCAAAAUGAGUAAAAAAGGAUUAAUGUGUUUAAAAUAAAUGUGUCACCCAGAUAAGACAAAAAAGAUGUUUCAAAGAAAAUGGACAUGGCUAACCUGCUAGCCAUUGCGAUCCAAGCAAGAGCUGAUCAUGGGUGUGCUUGUGGCUCAACUGACUCUAGCUCCAAUUCACUUUCUUUGUAAAAACUGGCCCCUCUCCCUGUAACUGGUGCUGUCAGACUUGUCAUUUUGGUUUUAAAUUUUUUGUAUUAGCCCAGUGUACAUGAUCCAGGUGUUUAUUUCACUAUUGUCUGUAAAUUAAGAUAUGAACAUUAAUAACAGACAAAUCAGGACAUCACACUCCCUUAGUCCACUUCUUUAUAGUCUAUGGGUGCAAUACAUGUUCAAAAUGUCUGGCCAACACACAGGUUCAUUGGGGGAAGAUUAACAAAGUUUUACUUCUACUUGAGUAAUUAAAGUGCUGUCUGAAAGCU